AUCUGGAAGUGCGCCGCCGCGGAGGAUGUAGCUGCGGUCAACCGCGCCAGUACUCCGCCGUCCUGCCGGGAACAAUGAGCGACGCAGAGCGCACGCCGAUGGGGCUCUUAGUCGCGCUGGUGCUGGCGCCUACACUUCUGCUUCCAGCGUCUGCUCUGAACUGUUACCUGUGCCGUUCAGCUGAAGAUCCUUCAUGCGCAACCAGUCCGCAAAACCAGGGAGAUUGUGAUGAUUACCUGGCUUUAAAUGCUCCAAUCGUCCAAGCAAAUACAAUUAAGAACACCACUCAUUGCGUCAGUCUCGUAUACACCAAUGUUACAGAGAACAGCGGUCGCAAGUACACAGAAAGGAUGUGUGUGCCAAUACCGGACAAGACGAAUCCCUGCCUGGAGGCAGCUAAAGUGGUGAAGGUAGAGAGCUGUUACUUCUGCUCCGAAGAUCUGUGUAAUCGUGGUGGAAGAACUGAUUCGAUACAGAAAUUCUAUAUCCUACUGCUAUAUUACGUGGGACAUUUGUUACUUACCUGACUGAGGCACUAAUUUAGCUGGACACGGUUUUGUGAUAUGUACAUAAGUGUACUUCAAAUUGUUAAACAACUCUUAAAAAAGGGACGAAUUGUUUGUCACUGACAUCUUAAUGUGAUAAAAAGGUUACAAUUUCAAGAAGUGCUACACCACACACUGGCAUCGGGAGUAAUUUGGGUAUGAAAAUAUUGAAACUGCUUUGCAGGCAUAGUUCAACUUAUCUGUAGUGGAUUCCUGUUUUGGCCUCAGAAUUAUUGGAGGAAAUUGAUCGAGGUUUUUUUUUUUUUUUGGCUGAACCGAGCAUUUGUCGCCACAUAAAAAUAUAACUGUUGUCUUUCAUCGAUUUUCAUUUGGAAACCAACGACUGUAAAUUAUGUAAAACAAAAUAUAACAGUUUACAUCUCUCAGAAUUUAUUUAUUGUCUUUCACGAAGCAGUUCGAAGGAAAGAAGCAGUUAAUUCAUUCACUCAUUCAAAAAUUGUGUUCUGUAAAGUCCAUAAUGAAAGAUAGCACCCAGAGAUGUGGAGCGAGUCACUUUAUGCACUAUGAGGAAGAAGCAGACACUGUAGCUACUUACAGUUUUAAAUUAUACUAAAAACAAAUUAUUACUGUUGCUAAUAUAUAAUAUACUCAUACUGAUGAUUUUGUGAAUUAGUUGUAAAUUAUCCUAUACAUAUUUAUGAAGAUUAGAUGAGAAACAACUGCAUAUAAAUAAAAAAAAUUCAUUAUCUUA
Messenger RNA from Schistocerca serialis cubense, 1257 nucleotides. RefSeq lists its product as uncharacterized. Gene Ontology annotation, biological process: sleep; positive regulation of voltage-gated potassium channel activity; regulation of synaptic transmission, cholinergic. The coding region runs from base 75 to 527 and encodes 150 amino acids. The transcript has 3 exons. NCBI's taxonomy places the organism in Eukaryota, Metazoa, Arthropoda, Insecta, Orthoptera, Acrididae. The record is from RefSeq and is a predicted model, not a curated record.